This is a messenger RNA of Brassica rapa (field mustard), 1428 nucleotides long. Its product is annotated as activator of 90 kDa heat shock protein ATPase homolog. Gene Ontology annotation, molecular function: ATPase activator activity; protein-folding chaperone binding. Gene Ontology annotation, biological process: positive regulation of ATP-dependent activity; protein folding. The record is from RefSeq and is a predicted model, not a curated record. NCBI's taxonomy places the organism in Eukaryota, Viridiplantae, Streptophyta, Magnoliopsida, Brassicales, Brassicaceae. Gene Ontology annotation, cellular component: cytosol.
AAAAACAUUUUCUAGAGGCUUCGUUUACAUAUAUCUAGGUUUACCUCCUCUGCUUCUUCCCACACAUCUCAUCGAAUUCGACUAGCUCCCCACUCAAUCACUCCUCGUUAGUUCAAUCUCGAAUCCCUAAUCCACUCACCAUGGCGAAGUUCGGCGAAGGCGACAAGCGAUGGAUCGUCGAAGACCGCCCCGACGGCACCAACGUCCACAACUGGCACUGGGCCGAGACCAACUGCCUCGAGUGGUCCCGCAGCUUCUUCACCAACCAAUUCUCCAACGCCGUCAUCCUCUCCGGCGAAGGCAACCUCUUCAUCAAGAUCAACAAAGUGGAGAAGCUCGAAGGCGAGGCGUACGUGAACGUGCGCAAGGGGAAGAUCAUCCCCGGCUACGAGCUCAGCGUCUCUCUCUCCUGGGAAGGCGAGGCGAAGGAUUCGGAAGGGAAGACGAUCUUGAAGGCGGAGGGGGUUGUGGAUAUGCCGUAUAUCUCCGAUGAGAAUGCGGAUGAGGAUCCGGAGGUUAGGGUUUCGGUUAAGGACGAGGGGGCGGUUGGGAAGGCGUUGAAGGAGGCGAUGGUGAAGAAGGGGAAAGGGGUUGUUUUGGAGAAGGUUAGGGUUUUUGUGGAGGCUAUGGCGAAAGGAGGGCCGUGUAGGGAUGAGUUGGAGAAUAAGAAGGUGGCUCCUAAGUCGGUGGCGGCGGCGGCGGCUGUGGAGAAGACUAGUGUUUUGCCUGCUGUGGUGGUGAAGGAGAAGGAGAAGAAGAAGGUGAAGACGAAGGAGGGGUUCAAGACGAUUACUAUGACUGAGAAGUUUAGUUGUAGAGCUAAGGACUUGUAUGAGAUCUUGAUGGAUGAGAAUAGGUGGAAGGGAUUCACACAGAGCAAUGCUAAGAUUAGUAAGGAUGUGAAUGGGCCAAUUAGUGUUUUUGAUGGGUCGGUUACUGGGAUGAAUGUGGAGCUGGAGGAAGGGAAGUUGAUUGUGCAGAAGUGGAGGUUUGGGAGCUGGUCUGAUGGUCUUGAUUCUACGGUGAAGAUAACUUUUGAGGAACCUGAACCAGGAGUCACCAUUGUCAAUCUUACUCACACCGACGUCCCUGAAGAAGACAGGUAUGGGAAUGCGACUGUGGUGGAAAACACGGAGAGAGGAUGGAGAGACCUGAUCUUCCAUAGGAUCCGUGCUGUUUUCGGAUUUGGAAUGUGAUUUGUGAUUUUGAUUUUCAAGUAGUCAAAAUCUGCAUUGCUUCAUCCAUAAGUUCGAUUAUGAUUUCAAUUCACAACAAGGGGACAUAAGACGAUGAAGAAAUUUGUUUUCUUACUUGUAGUUUAUGCAUUUUCCAUGAACUCUUUGGUCUUUUGUUAACACUAUUUGGAUUAAUGGCACACAACAAACUAUUCACAUGAGAAUAAGUUGUUUUAAGUGUUUUAUUCUAAAA